UAUGGAGAAAACAAACAGGGAAGUGUUAUUUAUUCCUUUACAUAACACAAGACCCAGGUGUCACUCAAUGAACUGGAAAGACAGCAGAUUUAAAAGCAAAUGUAAGGAGUAUUUCUUCAACCAUUGCAGCCAACCUGUGGAACUAGUUGCAAAGGGAUAUGGUAAGGGCCAAAAGUACAACUGGGUUUAAAAAAAAAAUCAGGUAAGUUCAUGUUGGAUAGGUCUCUAAGUGGCUAGUAGCUAAGAUAGUCAGGGACAAUCCCUUGGUCUGGAUGUCCCUCAACUUUUGACUGCCAGAAGCUGGAACUGGACAAGGAGGGAUGGAUUAUUUGAUAAUGCUCUGUUCUCUUAAUUCCUUCUAAAGCAUCUGGCAUCGGUGACUGUCAAAAGAAUGGUUACUAGGCUAGAUGGACUGUUGUUCUGAGACACAACAGCUUUUCCUAUUAUCUUACAUAAUCCCACUGUUCUCAAUUCUGACAGGCCUCUCCCCCAUGCUUUAUGAAAUAGGCUUAUGGACACAAAUAUGCAUAACUCAAAGAUGCUUUGGACAAAAUAUCAUGUAACCUAUCAAUCUUAAUGUCAUAAACUGCUGGAUCUGUAGUUCUUAUUUUGGUGUGUGUGUCAUUUUUGCAUGUAAAGUUAGAUAUAUGAAGUAUGGAAUGCUUUUUGGUUUUAAAUGUAUAAAUGAAAGCCAUAAAGGGUGUUAUCCUUAAUGUCUAGAUGAUCAACUGUAAACAGCCUCCUCUGUCCUUUAAUUCUUAGCAGUGGUUAGUCCUAGGAAGUCCCAUGACCCUCUCCCAACUGGUAGGUUUUAAUCAGGUAAUUUUCCAUGCAAGGGUGGAAUGUUGAAACAGAAUUCCUGCCCAAAAUGGAAUCUAUAAAACAAUGAGAAGCUUCUUUGUCUUUGGCUGGCAUGGCACACCCAAGAGGAUAACUGAAGACCUCACGGAAAAGAGGACUUCCUUGGUUUGGAGGCUUAGCCGGAAUAAGAACAGUUUUAGGAUAAAAACCACUGUAAAAUAUCUCUCUCUUGCAGACUACAUGGCUGGAUCAAAAGAGGGAAUCAGACCACAUACCUUCAAAAAGACACACUGCAACAUGAUAACAUACAUUACCACAAGUUAUGGUCCUGUGACUAAGAACGUGAGUGCUCUGCUGAUGUCAAGGGUAUGCCAUGCAGCUUGGGAUGGAUCAGCGUGCAGCUUAGAGAAGAACGCAGGUGUUCUCAGCAUUUUGGAACCAUGCAUGGAGAUGGAGCGUGUGUGGUUCAGGAUGGAGAAUUCUGCUGUGAUAUUGAGUGAGAAGAUUGUGUUGCGGGGGAAAGGUGUCCAGAUCCACUAUUGUCAAUCUGUGCAGGGGCAAGAGAAGAUGAUCUAUCUGCCGCCGAGGACUGUAGAGAAGGAACUGAGGGAGUCGUGCUGCGCAUAUGCCUAACAGACACCAACGGUGCGAUGAGGCACCAGGGCACAUGUGCAGUGUGACACUGCUAGAAAAAUCUCUGGUUGCUGGUGAGAGGACACACCAGCAUCCAGAGUCGAGCACCGAUGGGGAAAUCACUUGAAGAAGAAACACAUAGUUGCUCAAUUGUACAAGUGCUUGAACUACUUUAGAUCCCUUUCUUAUAGGUGGAGAACUGAAAACAUGAGCCAUGUAACAUUAACGCCAAUGUCCACAGCAUAUAUACAUGUCUCCAACACUAGGGUGUUGUGUUUUGUCAUAACAUUAACAUUUGCUCUUUUAGUGUAAACACUGUAAUUUCGUAAUCUGGGCAUAUGGUGUUUCAUAUGGAGACAUGAAACUUGAAUAGUUAGCUAAGCAUAAUCAGAAUGCCUGAUCUAGCAAGGAGACUAGAAUCACCAUGUACCACAGAAGUACGCUCUUAAUGACUAGAAAAUAAUUGCUUUCAGUAUGUUAUUUAUCUAGUGAUGUAUUUGUAAAAUAUCUUUUGUGGAGUGUGAACAUGGUCAAAAAAGGAGCUGAACUUGGCACAACUUAGAGCACUGUAGCUUUCGUGGUCACAGAUAAGCUUUUUUUAUGUAUAGGUAUGUUUUCAGAGUUUCUGAACUUUUCAGAGCAUUGUUAUGUGUGCAGACUUAAGAUAGAUACUUUGGAUUCUUUAAUAGUGAAUUUUGAUGAUUCAAUGGAGUUUCUUGUAUUUUGAUGUUAAACUGAACUUCCUGGUUUAAUUUUUUGUAUUACCUGCAGUAAAAUAUUCACCCUUAAGUUACUGAUCCAUAAAAGAACUGUUUUAACAUGGGACAGCAAAGGGAAGCCCAUCUUCUUGCCUCCUUAUAUCUGGACAUAUGACACCUGUCUCCCGCAGGAUGUAAGACAGGGCUACUCAACACAUGCGGCCCGCAGCCCCUUUGCAUGCGGCCCACAGCACCUUGAGCUGCUUCCCGGACUGCCUGCCUGCUUUACUGCUACUGGCUGGCAGGGGUGGGGGGGAUGGCAAGAAGCGGCGGAGCCUCCCCACAAGCAGAGCUGAGCAGCACAGCACUGAUAAAAGCCGUAGCUGUGCGUGCGCGGGCAGAGGUGUAGUGAGGGGGGCAGUUGCCCCAGAGCACCACGCUGGGGUGGGAGCGGAACGCGCAGCAUUACAGAAAGCCAGGAGUGCCUGGCGGACCACAUGCAAACUGCAGUCAAAUCUCUAAGUCAGCCGGGCUGGACAGCAGGAACCUGUCCCUAACUCCAGUGCCUGUCUUUGUGAAAAGGGAUUUGGUUGGAGGAGGAACUGGGGGUGUCUGGCUCUGGGGGAUGGGUGGGUGCAUUGGGAUAAAGCAGUGAAUUGGGGUGCCUGACUCUGUGGUAAGAGAGAGGGGUUAUUUCAGUAAAUAUUGUAUUAGCAGUUUUUGUUUGAUUUGUUAAAAUUGUGACACCAAAACAAAAAAGUAGUCAAUAUAAUGGUCUUCUGUUGAUACGUGUUUUAGGAGUUAAAUUGCUGAACUGUCAUUGCUUAUUGAAAGUGCUUUCAUAUGAGUGAAAAUUGGGUAAUUAUUUAAUUUUAUUAACAUUAGCAGAACUGACUUAAAUGGGGUCUGUGUGUUGUGUAGUCUUGCCUUAAUGUUUGUAUUCAUGCCCGUCAGUAUGAAAGAAGCUAUUUGCAUGUAUUUGCAUACAUUUGUAUAUAUAUGCAGACAUGCUUAAAUUGUGGCCAUCAGCAUGUGCUGGGUAUCACUUGUGGCCCCCGGGGUUCCAAAGUUGAGUAGCCCUAACGUAAGAGGAGCCCACGAGUAGAUUUAUGCCACCUAUUGAGAAGCCUGUCAGACCUCCCAGUCCUCCCUCCAUCACCAUUUCCUCGGGACCUCACUGGUCACAGAUGAGGGAUUUUGCUGAACCAGGAGAGGUCAUUUUUGGACCCCUGCCACCAGACUUCUUGGACCAACUGCUAGCAUCCCAGCCAGCUCCCCAUCUCUUGCUGUCCCCACUGCCCGGCCGACCCACUGGGCAGCCAUUACUACCAUAGCUCCACUGGGCAGCCCAGCACCAGGGCUCCAGGUAGAUGCGUGCAUAGCAUGCUGGGGCUCCAGACAGCCACAUGCACUGGGCCUCCCUGGGCAGCUGGAGAUGCCACCAGGGCUCCCUGGACAGCUGUACACGCUGCCAGGGCUCCCAGCCCUGCUAGGCAGCCACACAUUA
Molecule: messenger RNA, 3639 nt
Organism: Pelodiscus sinensis (Chinese soft-shelled turtle)
Lineage: Eukaryota; Metazoa; Chordata; Testudines; Trionychidae
Source: RefSeq, a predicted model, not a curated record